Molecule: messenger RNA, 1533 nt
Organism: Trichoplax adhaerens
Lineage: Eukaryota; Metazoa; Placozoa; Uniplacotomia; Trichoplacea; Trichoplacidae
Exons: 15
Coding region: 1-1533 (510 amino acids)
Biological process (GO): protein modification process
Source: RefSeq, a predicted model, not a curated record
AUGUCAAUGAGAUAUAACCGUGCUGUCGUCUUGCUGCUGUUGAUCGGCGUCACUGUCAUGACAGUCAAUAUCUUUGAAUUAAGAUAUUUAGUUGGUCAGCUAAGAGAACAAACUAUCAAAACAGUUAAUGAAAGAGUUGGUGAUGCUGUCGUUCAAGAAAAGAAAAAAACUGCUCCCGUGAUCGAGAAAGGAUAUCUAGAUCAUCCUAUAAAAGUCUUCGAACGUGUUGGUUAUGUUAUGAAAAAGGACUUUCCACAAAAAUGGGAUGUUUUAUGGUCGCAUGAGUAUCCAUUCACCGAAACGAAGGUUUACAACAUGAUACGACAAAUGAAGCCUCAUCAAAAGGUUAACAAAUUUCCUGGCUCAGGGUUCAUAACAAAUAAAGCUUCUCUAGCCACAAGCGGAUUUUCUUUCACACCGAAAGCUUACAAGAUUCCAGAAGAUAAAGAAAAGCUAUUAAGAGAUGCUAAAUUGAAACCUAAUCAGUUAUAUGUUCAAAAAAGUAAUGCUCAUCGCGGAAUUUUCAUUCGUAAGAUUGAAGAAAUGGAUCUGUCAUCAAAGUCGAAAAAAGUUUUCGUCCAAGAAUACGUUAUGGAUCCUUUACUAAUUGAUGGAAGAAAAUUUGACAUAGGAAUCUAUACAGUUAUGACAUCUGUGUCUCCAUUACGAGUAUAUGUUUAUGAUGAAGAAGCUUUACUUCGAUUUUGUCCAAAAGACUACCUCCCUCUUGAUGUAACUAAUACACGGCAAUAUGUUGUGGCUGAUGAUUAUACUCCUACAUGGGAGAACGAAGAUUUAACUUUACUAAUUAGUAGCGUUUUUCAGAUUCCUUCACUCAAGAAGAUGUACAGUGAUGGGCAAUUUAGUCACAAACAGUCGUUGAAUGCAUUUUUAAGACGGAAAGGCUUUAAUUAUAAGAAACUUUGGGCAGAUAUUAAUGAGGCUAUCGUUCAGGUUUAUUUGAAUAAGAAAGCUGAGAUACUAGCGACGACCAGAAGAUAUAAAAGUACAAGAAAUUUUUUCGAAAUGGUUCGAUUCGAUUUCGUAGUAGAUAGCAAGAUGAAUGUCUGGUUAAUGGAGGUAAAUAUGUCGCCGAACUUAUCAUCUGCUGUUCAUCCACCAAAUAAGCUACUAUAUGAACAAGUUAUGUAUAAUCUCCUUAGUCUAAUUGGUGUAGCAUCUCUUACUCCUCGAACUGUUGUCCAAAGUUCGCCCGAUGAAGAAAUAAUGAAAAUCUGCUAUCGUGACGUUCAAGUUGGUUAUGAUAUUUGCUCUGGUGCCGAUUGUUCAGCUUGUAAAAGUGAUAAAUGCCAAAUUUGUUUACAAUGUCGUCAACAACAUCAAACGGAAUUCCUUUACGAUGCAUUCCUAGAACAUGUUCAUAGACGAAACUUUAGACGAGUAUUUCCUAGGCCGUUGACGCAAGAUAAAGCCAAUGAUGAUAGCAUCGACUACAAUACUUUACCGAACGAUAUCCUGAUGCAAAAAUGGUUUAUGUUGAAGUGUAAAGACGAUGCUUCAUGGUGUAAUUAA